UCCCGGGCCGCCGGCGGGGCAAACGCGGUUCGGAGAGGCAGGCCGCUCUGUGGCCAGUCCCCCUGCAGCAGCACGGCCUGCUCGCCACCGCCCCGGGAGCGCCGCGGGUUCCCGAGGCCGGGCGCGGAGGGCGCGCGGGCACGGCGGCAGGGGCGUGCUCGGAGGACGCGCGCUGGACUACUCCUCCAAAGGGCAGCUCCGGGGGAAAGAGGGUGGCGUCCCGGGGAAGCCCGCAGCCGCCGCCGAUGUCGCUGGGACUCGGAAGUGCCGAAAGAGGGGUGUUGGGAACUCGCGGCUCGCGUGAACGUUGCCGUCGCCGCCGCCCGGGACAGCCCGGAGAACGUGAAGAGGAGCUGGACCAGGAAUUUGAGCUGGAGACUGACACUUUAUUUGGAGAAUUAAAGAAGGAUGCGACCGACUUUGAGUGGAGCUUCUGGAUGGAAUGGGGGAAGCAGUGGCUGGUGUGGCUUCUCCUUGGCCACAUGGUAGUGUCUCAAAUGGCUACACUGCUGGCAAGAAAGCACAGACCCUGGAUUCUCAUGCUCUAUGGGAUGUGGGCCUGCUGGUGUGUGCUGGGGACUCCUGGUGUGGCCAUGGUUUUGCUCCAUACCACCAUCUCUUUCUGCGUGGCCCAGUUCCGGUCUCAGCUCCUGUCGUGGCUCUGUUCUCUCCUCCUGCUCUCCGCACUGAGGCUGCAGGGUGUGGAGGAAAUUAAGAGAAGGUGGUACAAGACAGAAAACGAGUACUACCUGCUGCAGUUCACCCUGACCGUUCGCUGCCUCUACUACACCAGCUUCAGCCUGGAGCUCUGCUGGCAGCAGCUGCCUGCUGCAUCGACCUCCUACUCCUUUUUCUGGAUGCUGGCCUAUGUCUUUUAUUAUCCAGUCUUCCACAAUGGGCCCAUCCUCAGCUUCCCGGAGUUCAUCAAACAGAUGCAGCAGCAGGAGCAUGAAUCCCUGAAGGCCAACCUGUGUGUCCUGGCCCUGGGGCUAGGCCGCCUUCUUUGCUGGUGGUGGCUGGCCGAGCUGAUGGCUCACCUGAUGUAUGUGCAUGCCAUCUACAGCAGCAUCCCCCUCCUGGAGGCUGUCUCUGGUUGGACGUUAGGAGGACUGGCGUUAGCCCAGGUGCUUUUUUUCUACGUGAAGUACUUGGUGCUCUUUGGCGUGCCGGCUCUGCUCAUGCGCCUGGAUGGACUCACUCCGCCCGCCCUCCCUCGCUGCGUGAGCACCAUGUUCAGUUUCACCGGGAUGUGGAGGUAUGUGUACAUUCCAGUGGGCGGGUCCCAGCAUGGCCUGCUGGGGACACUGUUUUCCACGGCGAUGACAUUUGCAUUUGUGAGCUACUGGCAUGGCGGCUACGACUACCUCUGGUGCUGGGCAGCGCUCAACUGGCUGGGAGUCACCGUGGAGAAUGGAGUCCGGAGGCUGGUGGAGACUCCCUGCAUCCAGGACAGUCUGACCCGAUACUUCUCCCCACAAGCUCGCCAUCGAUUCCACGCUGCCCUUGCGUCUUGUUCCACAUCGAUGCUGAUCCUGUCCAACCUGGUGUUUCUGGGGGGCAAUGAGGUUGGGAAAACCUACUGGAAUAGGAUCUUCAUACAAGGAUGGCCAUGGGUGACCCUCUCUGUCCUGGGAUUCCUGUACUGCUACUCCCACGUGGGCAUUGCCUGGGCCCAGACCUACGCCAUGGACUAAUGCUGUUGGGUCCAGGCCAGUCCUUGCUGCUGGCCUCCAAGGCAAACAGUGCUUCACCCUGACCUCUCACUCCAGGACAGCCUCCAAGGGAUUUGAUCUGUUCAUCUUCGGUUGAAUGUUCUGACUCCAAGACUGGAUGCUGGAUCUCACAGAAAAUUCACAGCCAGCCAAUCUUCUAACCUGGAGUCUUUGAAAUCUUCUACCCCAACCCAUCAUUUUCCUAUUGAGGAAGCUGGGGGCCAGGGCAGUUUUGUGUCUUGCCCAACUACGCAAGGUGACAUUUUGGUCUAGAACCUACUUUCAUGAGCCCUUUGCAUUCUUUCCCCUUAAGCAAGAAUAGAAUGUAGUGGACAUUUAUUGAUUGAGACACAGAAAUCCUGAUUAGUGAUAGGCCUGUCUUCUGGGCAGUAUUUCUCAAAUAUUUGAGUGACAUUGAUGUUUAAGUGACCUCCUUUAUCACAUCCUGCAGUGUCUCUAGAAGCAGCACUAGGGUUUGAGCUUCACACUUCAGCCCCUCUGUAGGCAGGAGAGCAAGCCACAGCUGUCUUUUGAAUUACCUAGUCCAAGAAGAUAGUAGCAGCCCUGUAGUGUUCUAAGGCAUCCAUACCCAAGGAGUCCUGUGAUUUGAGCUUCAGCAGGGUGAUCUACAUUUGGGUGCUUGUUUCUGAGAUUUGCAGAGAAGUGUAACAUGGUAGUUCCUCUACCUUACAGUUAAUAGUUUCUUAAUAAAGAAGCAGCAUUUAGAAACCACAGGGUAGUGUAUCCACAGAUGGGGUGCUAUCAGGCUAGUCAUGAGGAUGGUGUCCUGGAAUCUUGUCCACCCUCUCCACACGUCUCAAAAGUCAUCCUCCUACUCAGUGAUUCACGUUUAGUGGUUUAUAUUGUUAUGGUUUGAUUCAAAUGGAGCCUUUUCUGUCAUGUAGAUAAUCUACAUGUUUGUAGAAUUAUUUUUAAUAUGUUUGAGGAAAAUGUUUAAAAUCUAAAUAUAUUCACAUAACUUGAUUAUUUACCCCUCUAAAAAGAUGCUGGAUAGGCUACCAAAGGUCCCAAGUGGGUAGAUAAUUCAGAAUACUUCUGUGUGAAUUGGGAUUUUUUUUUUUUUUUUGGAGUGGGGAGGGGUAAAGGAGCCUUAAAAUUUGAAUCCAUAAUAUAUCUAAUUACAGGAGAAUUUACAACAUCUCAAGUAGGUGAAUUAAGUUGUCAUUGAGUGAAAGGCUCACUUGGACCUAGUGCUGCCUCCUGUUUAUUACAUAGCAUGGCCCUUAUGUCUUGAGUUGAGGUUAUCGACUCAAUGAGGCUUAAACUCCUAGAGUACAGGACCAUUUUGUUGACUGUCUUUCUUCAUAGCUUCUCUGCUUGGCAAAGAGAUGGGAGGGGAGCCAGAUACUGACUACCCUGGGUGGGCACAUUAUGUGUUAACUAAAGCAAAAGACAGAGGCCAGAGAGGGGCAGGUAGACCUGCAUAGCAGCAGCCUCAGUAGCUGUCUUGGUAAAGGAGAGAGAGAGAGACAUGCGGCCAGUGAUUCCAGGGUGCUCAGAAGUUUCAGGAGGGAAUGAGCCUCAGGGAGGAGUGGGCACCUACAUGAAUGCAGUAAGCCUUCAUGGACUAACACUCAUUCAGGAUUUGUGGCCAGCCAGAGGGAGUUCCGCUGAAGUUUACUCGGAAAGAAAGGGCUUGCUAAGAAAAAAAGAAGUAUAAAAAUGAUGAUAUGGAAGUAUCUAAUGUAUGUGUGCCUGUAAGUUAAUACAAAAGUUUUGAGCUCUUCCAAGUAUACCAUUUAUAGAAAAACAAAUAGGCUUAUUCAUUCAUUAAACUAUUUUGGAAGAGUCAGUGGAUAUAUUUGAAAGUGGUAAUCCUGAAUUUCUUUUAAACUAUUAUAUGAUUCAUAGUGGUUCUCAGGAAUUAAUAAAUAAUUACUGUGUUUAGCUCUGUAUUUGAGGCUGAUUAAUUAAUAUGUGGAUUAUCCAGGACCAUUGUUUUGCUUAACCUCUUCCUACUCCCCAGCUGUAAUAUGAAAAUGAUAAUGCUUCUUUCCUCAUGCAUAUUAACUAAAAUCUUGUAGUUACUCUGAAUAGUGGUGCCUGGGCACACAGAGGAGUUCAGUCAAGGACACUGGACAUGUCAUCAGCCCUGGGCAACUUCAGGCACAGUGUUGGGAAAAGACUAGACAAGGUCCCAAGGUCAGUUCCAGACCCUGGAUCCUCUGAUACCAGCCUCACUCUGCGGGCAAGACCAAGAGCUCCAAGCACAAUCGCCAAGAUGCUACCCAAGGAGGGAAGCAAGAUACCUGAAGGACACCCAAACCUUAGUCAUUCUAAUUCUUGGGACCACACAAGAAGACUGAAAGGUUAUUUUUUCAAAUUAAUUUGUUUGAAGUGUCAGGAGAAAACAUUUUGUUCCAUUAAAGAUAGCAGGCCUCAAGAAAAAAUAAAUCAAUGACACAAAUAA
This is a messenger RNA of Chlorocebus sabaeus (green monkey), 4143 nucleotides long. It is a transcript of the gene HHAT, whose product is annotated as hedgehog acyltransferase. Gene Ontology annotation, molecular function: palmitoyltransferase activity. NCBI's taxonomy places the organism in Eukaryota, Metazoa, Chordata, Mammalia, Primates, Cercopithecidae. Gene Ontology annotation, biological process: protein palmitoylation. The record is from RefSeq and is a predicted model, not a curated record. Gene Ontology annotation, cellular component: endoplasmic reticulum.